CCUGCCCGCCCCCCGCUCUCCUCCCUCCCUCUACUGCGAGCAACGCGGGCUCCGGAGGGAGAGAAGGGGCAGGAGAUUUAAAAAAAAAACAACAAACAAACAAAAACAACCCUUCCAAUCUUAAAACCAUCUUCCUCCUCUUUUCCUCCCUCCCCCCGCUCUAUUUCAGCAGGUAGGGGGCGUCCCGCCUCCCCCCUGCCCCCCAGGCCGGGGAGCCGGGGAGGGGGCAGAGCCGGACACAGGGGGGACCCUGGCCCCGGGCCCAACGGGGCUGGGGGCAUCCAAGACGGCCCCGGGCCUGCCGUUAGCGGUGGAGCACAGGCCGGCAGGGACGGCAAUGGUCGGUGCUGACGGUGGCUGAGCCCCCAGCCCCUGGAAUAUGCAGCCCGGGGGGUCCUCCGGAGGCAGCGGCGAGGACGCGGAGGCGGAGCGGGGCCGGAGGCAUGGUCUCCACCUAUCGGGUGGCCGUGCUGGGGGCGCGAGGCGUGGGCAAAAGCGCUAUCGUGCGCCAGUUCCUUUACAACGAAUUCAGCGAGGUCUGCGUGCCCACCACCGCCCGCCGCCUCUACCUGCCCGCCGUGGUCAUGAACGGCCACGUGCACGACCUCCAGAUCCUAGACUUCCCGCCCAUCAGCGCCUUCCCUGUCAACACGCUACAGGAGUGGGCAGAUGUCUGCUGCAGGGGCCUCCGGAGUGUCCAUGCCUACAUCUUGGUCUACGACAUCUGCUGCUUUGACAGUUUCGAAUAUGUAAAGACCAUCCGACAGCAGAUCCUGGAGACCAGGGUGAUCGGCACCUCGGAGACGCCCAUCAUCAUCGUGGGGAACAAGCGAGACUUACAGCAAGGGCGCGUCAUCCCGCGCUGGAAUGUGUCACACCUGGUCCGGAAGACGUGGAAGUGCGGCUACGUGGAGUGUUCGGCCAAGUACAACUGGCAUAUUCUUCUGCUGUUCAGUGAGCUGCUCAAGAGUGUGGGCUGUGCCCGCUGCAAACACGUGCACGCAGCCCUUCGCUUCCAGGGGGCCCUGCGCCGCAACCGCUGCACCAUCAUGUGACCUGCCCCUUCCCCAGCCUCGGGCCGGGGGAGCCACAUCCAGGUUGCUGCCCCUGGCUGGUGGGGCGUCGGGGGUCCGAGGUGGGGAACAGAGCCAGCCGAGAGUGUUAAGGUGGGGCUUUUGGCUUGCCAGGCUCUCCACUUCCAAAGUGGCCAGUAUGAGAUUGAGGACCAGGGCCCCUGUUGGGGGUGGGAGGAGGAUCCUGAGAGGCAGCUGGAAGGGGUGCUGAUGGGGAUGAGGAGGAGAUUAGAACCUGCAACCCAGCACAGGCCUAGCACCCAUCCUGACACCCAAACACAUACUUACACUCCCCCAACUACUCUGUCCUACCCUGGUGUGAGUCAGGGGGGGAAGGGAAGUAUUUUUCUCUCAACCCCUGUGGGAUCCCCAAUCCUUUGUCCCUCCUUGCCCUAACAUUUGUCUUCCUAGGACAGCCACACACAGAAAUGUAGCCUAUAAACACCCUCCUCCCAGAUUCUGCUGCCCUCUGGGACUGGGGUCCAGGGUUGGCCUGGAAUCCCCUUGAUGGGGAGUCCAUGCCACCUUGGCCUAAGGCUGUCACAUCUUGAGAAUCCAUCUGCCUCCAAAGUCUUCCUGAUCCUUUUCUAUCUGUCUUGUCUGUCUGUCCCCCCUUCUUAUGUAGGCGCUGGCCUUCUGUCCACCCUUUCCCCAGAUCCAUGAACCCUCCUUUUCCAUAGGGCUCUCACUUCUUCCAUCUUCCUGCCUCAGGUCUGUGUGUGUCUUUAUGGUCAUCCCCAAAGCUAAGCCUGUUGUUCACCACAGCAGCAGAGGGAGUAAAGGGCAGAAAAAAACACGCAUGGCCUCUCUGGGUCCAGGAUCAUGAGGUUGCAGUCCCAGGUCAGCAAGAGGGGAAGGGGGCAGAACCUCCAAAUGUGAAGCUGCCCCCUCCCUUCCCUCUCCAGGUAGACUUUUCCCACCCAGCAGCCUCCAGAGACACAACUCACCUACCUUCCAGCCUUAACUUGAUGGCCCGGUACCUGUCAGGUACUCCCUCCCUAACCCUCCAACCCCCAGAGCCAGAUCAACCUUUGGUUUGAAUAUUUUACUUUUAAUUAAUAGACAGUUUGGAACCAAAAACAAAAACACAAAAAAACACACAAAAAAAAACACAAAAAAAGGAAAGCAAAAAAACAAGACCGGGUUUCCCAUGGCAUCAAUUUUUCCAUCCUUUUGCCCUUUUAGAAUUGGGACUUCUGUGUCCCCUUGCAGGGCAUGGAUGACGGAUGGGACAACCUCCCCAGAGUUGCAGGGCCCGCUCCCCAGGAGGCCAAGCCAUGGGGUAGAGUGUGUCCUCCUCUCCUCCUCAACAUGGAAAGGGCAACCAGGGCAGGGCAUAGGCUCAAUUUGCCCAGAUUCUCCCUGCUGUCUUUGCCCCUUUGAUUACUUAGCUCCUUCCGAUCCCUAGACAAGCAAAACUAGGAAUUGAGAUAAGCAUGGGGAUCCCUCCCUCCCUCCCUCCCUAGAUUUAUCCCCAACCUCACCUUGGGAAGGGGAUCUGUUUGUGAAGUCCCCUCCUCCCUCUGGUUGGCCCUCCUUCCCAACUGCGGCCUCACCACUCUCCCCAUUUUUGCCGGCUCCCUGGCCGGAUUUCUACCUCUUGUCACCGGAGCUGAUCACUGUCAGUUUUGUACCAAUUUAGAAAUAACAAUAAUAAUGAUGAAAAUGACGCUAAUAAUAAUGUAAGGGCUAGGAUGCUGGCUCUCAGAGCUGGGGGGCACAGAGCGAGGAAGAGAGAAACCAUCCUGUGUCCCCACAUAUAUGCUUUCUCACCUACCAAGGGGCAGACCAUACAAUAAGUUAAACCCCACAAAUCUAUGUUCAGUGGCAAAACAGUGGCGUGACAUUACUCCAGGGGUGUCUAAGUCGACUCUGCCUGAGAACUCAGCUUGCUUGGACAGAAGAUAAAUUGAGUCCAGGAUGAGGCUGGUGACUGGGGUUGAGAUUGGGAGGGACCCUGGGGAUGUGGAGGGGUUUCUCGGCAGGAUCUAGGGUGUGGGGAGGGGCCAUGGUACUCUGUUUCCCCAGCUGGUCCCCCAGUCUCCCCUAGAGUCCAAACAGACUCGUGACAGCCCUAACCCUGGGCAAUCCAGGACUCCUGGAUUUUAGUCCUCGUCAUGCUGUGUAAUCUUAGGCAAGUUGCUCUCCCUUUCUGAGCCUCCUUCUGAAAAAGAGGAGAUGGCUCCCCUUCCCCACCCCUUCAGGUGGCUGGGAGGGUAAACGGGAGUUCCUCAUGUCCUCCUUCCCUUGUACCACUGUCCCUCAUUCAGAGGGACCAGAGAUGGGAAGGAAAAGUGACAUCUCGGCUGCCCCGUGACAUCCUAGCUCCACUGUGUCCUCCCUGGAUGGGUGUGUGCCCUCUGGAAAGGGGGUCAGGGGGACCAAAGCUUCCCCCCCUCUUCACACACACCCCCUUGGUGGAAGCCAUCUGAAUGUAUCACCUGACUGAUUCUCCUGCACCUUCUUUUGCUUCUUUGGAUUUCUGGAUCCCCCUCCCCAUCCCAACAGUCUCUAUUCCCCCUCCCCAGGGUUUCCGGCCAUAGGGUCUGGAAGUGUCUGUAAAGCCUGUUGCGCUGUUAUGGGAAGUCAGAUUAAAAAAUCAGGGAGCAUUUUCCCUUGUUUCUGUA
Monodelphis domestica (gray short-tailed opossum) is the source of this 3700-nucleotide messenger RNA. RefSeq names its product RAS like family 10 member B (gene RASL10B). The record is from RefSeq and is a predicted model, not a curated record. NCBI's taxonomy places the organism in Eukaryota, Metazoa, Chordata, Mammalia, Didelphimorphia, Didelphidae. Gene Ontology annotation, molecular function: GTP binding; GTPase activity.